Molecule: messenger RNA, 1251 nt
Organism: Eublepharis macularius
Lineage: Eukaryota; Metazoa; Chordata; Lepidosauria; Squamata; Eublepharidae
Product: sulfotransferase 2B1-like
Exons: 7
Coding region: 39-890 (283 amino acids)
Biological process (GO): sulfation
Cellular component (GO): cytoplasm
Molecular function (GO): sulfotransferase activity
Source: RefSeq, a predicted model, not a curated record
UAUGUUCCCAGAAAAGCCCUGGCAUUCAAAGUUUUUCAAUGCCAUCGGGGAACUAUCUCACUCACCAGGGAAUAUAUUUUCCCAUUUAUAGCACAGAAGAAGUGCUAAACUAUGUAAAAAAGGAAUAUCAACUCUUGGACGAUGAUGUAGUGACUGUUGCCUACCCUAAGUCAGGAACCCAUUGGCUGCUGGAGAUCUUGGGGCUGAUAAGGCACAAUGGUGACCCUGCCUGGGUGCGCAGUUUGAGUGUGUGGGAACGGAGCCCCUGGAUUGAGACUGCCAUUGGCAUAGAGAGAACCUUGAGGUAUCCACCACCCAGGAUGUUGACUACUCACGUGCCAUUCCAGUUUUUCCCAAAAUCCUUUCUCCACUCCAAAGCCAAGGUUAUCUACAUCUUACGUGACCCCAAGGACGUGCUGGUCUCACUCUACCACUUCUGUAAGAUAUUUAAACUUUGGGAGAUCUCAGAAACAUUGGAAGAGUUCCUGGAAGACUUCCUGAAAGGGAAUGUGAUCUACGGUUCCUGGUUCAACCAUGUGAAGGACUGGAUGGAGAUGAAGGACAAACCGAAUUUCUUCUUCAUCGGCUACGAAGAAUUGCAGCAGGACCUGCGCGGCAGUGUGGAGAGGAUCUGCCACUUCCUUGGGAAGGAACUCAGCCGCCAACAAAUUGACUCAGUGGUUGAAAAUGCCUCCUUCCAGAAGAUGAAGGACAACACAAUGACCAACUACUCUGAGCUUUCCUUUAUAGACCACAACAAAGGAAAAUUUAUGAGGAAAGGAAUCAUUGGAGACUGGAGGAACCAUCUGACAGUGGAACAGAGCAAAUACUUUGACCGCAUGUAUCAGGAAACCAUGCAGGAUGUGAACAUCGCCUUCCCCUGGGGCUGAAGAAUGCCAGAUUCUUCCUCUUCUUGUUCUCACAACUACAGCCUUUUUCGGAUGUUCCAGGUUGGGGAGGGGGCGGGUUGGAGUGGGAUGGCAGCUGUCUGACUUUUACCUCUCCACCUCUGACCUUCAUGGGAUAGAUACUGAAAAAAAGAUACUAUGAGUGUGCUAUUGUAUGUAUGUAUGACUCUCAUAUGUUGGGAACUGUGGGGAAAGUACAUUUUCUGAUUGCACCAAGAGAGAGUGCACCGAUACGGAGGCUUGAGGAGAAGGGGGAGUAUGCGUGCUGUAGAGUGCAUUACAAAAGUACCACCAAGUUUUGGACUUGACUUCUGAUAAUAUGCCAAAAUAGCACAGAAAAGGA